Molecule: messenger RNA, 1068 nt
Organism: Phalaenopsis equestris
Lineage: Eukaryota; Viridiplantae; Streptophyta; Magnoliopsida; Asparagales; Orchidaceae
Exons: 5
Coding region: 123-1019 (298 amino acids)
Cellular component (GO): chloroplast
Source: RefSeq, a predicted model, not a curated record
CCCGUCACCUUAUCCACAUGGAUGCAAGGGUUACCUCUGCUUCUCUUAGCCGAGGGGAAAUCGCUCUCGUUUUAUAGUUGGAGCCCACUGACCGCGCGCAUUCGUCAGAAUGAGAUUUCACGAUGAACGCUCUCUCGUGGACCACCGCCUUCUGCCAGAGCGGCGGCGCCGGCAAUGCUCCUCAUCAUCGCCGGCUGUCUCAGCGCCGAUUCCAACCCAGAACCACUCCCUCUCGCCAUCGUCACCCUCUAAAACUGCACGUUCUGGAUGAGUCGAAAGAUGUGAAGGCAAGCACUGUUUUGAUGAAUGAAAGAUCAGAAUCUGAUAAGAUAGUUGAUGCAAUGGACUUCGGUGAACUGUGUAAUGAUUUUGAAUGCAUUAGUAGCCCUUCAGUGGAAGCUACGGCAAGACAACUUGCGCGUGAUAUUUUAGAGCUGCGAGAGGGAAACCGUUCAUUAGAAUAUUACUCUAUUUCUGUCAAGUACAAGGAUCCUAUUAGGACCUUCAUGGGACGUGAAAAGUACGAUAGACCCUUAUGGGCAACGGAGGCAUUAGAAGAUCCCUCAGUGACAGUUCAGGAGAUGCAGAUGUUGUCAACCAGUGAACUGAGCAUCAAAUGGCUAUUAAAAGGAAGGCCUAAGAAUCCUUUAUUUGCAGCUCUUGGGGGAGAUUUGGUUCUCUAUAUAAAUUCAAGAUUUACAUUGAACCAAAUAAGUGGUCAAGUGAUCGAGCAUGAUGAAUUUUGGGAUUUGUCUGCAUCGUCAGUGGUCGGUCGGAGUUACUUUUGGAUUUCGAGGAGGCUUUUCUCUACCAUUGAAGCAGGGAAAGAUACAAUUGAUGCUGUUAAGAGCAUGUCGGCUGGAAUCUCUUCAGAAAAGGAGAACAGUUUUCCAGACUUAUCUGGGGACCCAACAAAGUUUUUUCAAAGGGACGAUGGGUUACAAAGAGAUGCUUAUCAGAUUGCUUUGGUAUUAGCUGUCUUCUAUUUUAUUGUGCAGUUUCUUAGGGCAACUCUUUGACAGAAUAUCUCAUCUUACUUUUGUCUUUAGGCCCUCUCAACUCUGCAUA